CCGACCACAGUGUUAUUCCCGCGUUGUGCUUAGAAACCAAAAAAAACAAAGGAAAAGUCGGAAGUAACUUAAUAGUUUUUACAGACAAGAAUUCUCAAAUCAUGGAUGUAGUGGAAUUUCUCAAUCGAACCGAUCGUCGCAAUCUCAAAUCCCAAAUAGGAUUCCAGGUGGCUCGAAAGAUGCGCGAAUGGUAUGAGGAUGUAGAUAAUCGACGAUGGAAUCUUAGUCUCUUACUGCAAAAAGAGGCCUUGGAUGCGGAUGAGAAGAUUGCAGAGAUGCUCCAAGAGCAAGCAGAUGAGGCGGAUCGAAGGCGACACGAGUGGAUCGAAAUGGAGCGACUGAAACGAGAGGAGGCGGAAAAGGAACUGGUCAAAGUCAAGAACCAGCAGAGGGAAAUUGAAAACUCCGAGGCCCAUCGUCAUAUGCUGACCAAGGAGAUCCUCUUGGAAACCAAACAAGCUCAACUCCAUCAAAUCGAGGAGAAAAAGGCUCUUAAACGUCGACAAGCCUGUGUAGAAGUCCUUUGGCAGCGAGUGUGGCAGCGUUUGGAUGAAAGUAAAGCGCAACAGGAGAAAUAUGAGUUGCAGCUAAGGAACUUGAUAGAGAAUAGGUGCCAGGCUCAAAAUCUGGAGAACGAUCGGGAGCAGAAGGCCCAGUUUGCCAAGGAGGUGUUCGCAGAGAAACGGCAAUGUUCCCAGGCCUUGGAAAUCGCUGCUGAAAUGGAUGUCGUGAAGAAACAACAGGACCUCAAGAAAGUAAAAGACAAACGCCGCCAGCAGCUCACUGACUUGCAGGAUCAGAUCAAACAGAAUUUGGUGAUCACCGCCAAACAAGCGCAGGCCAACAUUCGUGAAGAUUUGGGGUACAAUAUACUUGAAGAUCGGCAGAUUUAUGAAGAACUCAUGGCGAAGCGAUGUGCCAGGACUCACAAUCGUGAUUGGCACCAGCAGUAUAUGACACAUACGGCAGCGGAGCGUGCUGCCCGUAAGGAUGAAGAUCUCCAAAGAGAUCGGAAAUACCUGGGCACUGGGUGUGUGCUCAGCCAGCAGCAGAAGCAACCAUAUGGUAAGGAAGUGCGUUAAAACAAGUGGACUCAUCAUCACCAUCGAUCGAUGGCUGCACUCAUGUCACGGCUCAUAUUUGGAUACCCAUAUUGCAAUUAUAUUUAUGACUGAUAUAAAUCAGACGAUGGCCAGCGAUAAGGAAAACCGUAUCACGCACGGCGGGCAUAAAGCCCGUGAUAAUGCCCACCAUCAACGUCACCCAUG
Molecule: messenger RNA, 1268 nt
Organism: Drosophila eugracilis
Lineage: Eukaryota; Metazoa; Arthropoda; Insecta; Diptera; Drosophilidae
Product: involucrin
Exons: 4
Coding region: 102-1082 (326 amino acids)
Source: RefSeq, a predicted model, not a curated record